GAGCAAGUAGGGUCGCACGAGAGAAUCGCAAAUCCAGAGGCUCUUUACUUGCCCAUCUCUCUGAGGAAGAUGCCGCUAUCCCAAGUCAUAGCAGGCAUGGCGGAACUCAGCAAGAAGCGGACAUGGCGAAGAGAAAGAAGAGAAAGAUUGGAUCUAAGCAGGUAACCAAGAAAAUCUUGGUAGACCUGUUUGUCCCGAGUGUCGUUUCUGUCGGGACGCUCGCCAGACUGCUUAACGUGCGUAUAGGGACUCUCCAGAGGAAAAUGGUGGAGGCUGGAAUGGCAACCGAAGCCACCCCCGACCAUAUGCUCACCGCCGACUAUGCUUCACUCUUGGUAAUGGAGUUCGGGCGGAAUCCCGUAGUAAAUGACGAAGCGGCUUUCGACAUUUAUCCUUCCCCUCCCCAUCCCGAACCAGCAACUCUUCCCCUACGACCUCCGGUGGUGACUAUAAUGGGUCACGUCGACCACGGGAAAACCACCCUCCUCGACACCCUUCGCUCUUCAUCUGUUGCCAAGAGUGAAGCAGGUGGAAUCACCCAACACAUCGGCGCCUUUUCGGUGCCCGUCGGGCCAGAUCGGACUGUGACUUUUCUCGAUACCCCGGGACAUGCUGCGUUCUCCGCGAUGCGCGCCAGGGGUGCUAUGGUGACAGACAUUAUCGUCCUAGUGGUGGCUGCUGAUGACGGUGUAAUGCCUCAAACGAGGGAAGUCAUUGAAUUGAUCAAGAAAGAGAGGGACAGCGUCGGGGUUGUCGUCGCCGUCAACAAAGUGGACAAGCCGCAAGCGAAUUUUGAGAGGACAUGCAAUGCACUUGCGGCCGAAGGGCUGCAGCUAGAGACCGUUGGAGGAGAUAUACCGGUCGUCCAAGUAUCUGGACUCACGGGCAAAGGUCUGCCCGACCUGGUGGAGACCAUCUCAACGGUAGCGGAACUUCAGGACUUGCGCGCUGAAGUUGACGGCAAGGUACAUGGUUACAUCCUUGAAUCCAAGAUACAUAAAGGUCUCGGACCCGUCGCGACAGUAUUGGUCUCGCGAGGAACUCUGACAGGUGGCACCCAUUUGAUCAGUGGCAGGUCUCAUGCCAAAGUUCGGGUUUUACAGUCAACGUCGGGUUCAUCUGUGAAAUCUGCUUCACCGGGAACGGCUGUUGUGGUCUCCGGUUGGAAGGAACUUCCAAACGCCGGGGACGACGUAUUGUCAGGAUCUGAAGAUGAUGUCAAAAAGGCUGUGGCGAAUAGGAUUAGGAAAGCGGAGAUAGAGUCUUCCUUAGUGGACCUGGAAGUCAUCAAUGAACACCGGAGACACGAGAGGGAGGAAAGAGGGCUGGAGGAGCAAGGCCUGGACCCGACAGUCCAGAAUGACAAACAGGGUCCUAAAGAGUUAAGGUUGGUUAUUAAGGCGGAUGUCAGUGGGAGUGUGGAGGCCGUGGUGGGUGCGAUAUCUGGGAUUGGCAACGACAAAGCUGCGGUUAAGGUAGUAUGUACCGGCGUUGGAGAUGUCACCGAAUCCGAUGUUAUGAGGGCUAAGGCAGUUGAAGGAAUGGUCGUGGCCUUUUCUGUCAAUAUCCCCAGGCCGAUCCAGGCCAUUGCUACGCAGAACCAAGUCCCGAUAUACUCCACAACUAUCAUCUACCGACUAGUGGAUGAUAUCAAAGAACGUCUGGUUGCUCUCUUACCAGCGACCAUCGAAGCCAAGGUGACAGGAGAGGCUACCGUUUUACAAAUCUUCGACAUACAAGUCAAAUCAAAGCAUGUCCAGAAGGUUGCUGGGUGCCGAGUCACGGACGGCGUAAUCGAAAAGGGCAAAAAGGCUAGGAUUAUUAGGAAUGGCAAAAUCAUCUCUGAAGCGCCCUUGGAAACUCUGCGUGUACUGCAGAGGGAUGUCACCGAGGUUCGGAAAGGGUCGGAAUGUGGUAUGGGCUUGCAAGGUUUUGGUGAUGUGCAACGUGACGAUAUUAUCCAAGUCAUCCAAGAAGUUGAGAGACCU
Gloeophyllum trabeum ATCC 11539 is the source of this 1988-nucleotide messenger RNA. Its product is annotated as initiation factor 2. Lineage: Eukaryota; Fungi; Basidiomycota; Agaricomycetes; Gloeophyllales; Gloeophyllaceae. The record is from RefSeq and is a predicted model, not a curated record. The annotation marks the transcript as partial. Gene Ontology annotation, molecular function: translation initiation factor activity; GTP binding; GTPase activity. Gene Ontology annotation, biological process: translational initiation. The transcript has 8 exons.